Messenger RNA from Echinostoma caproni, 630 nucleotides. NCBI's taxonomy places the organism in Eukaryota, Metazoa, Platyhelminthes, Trematoda, Plagiorchiida, Echinostomatidae. The record is from the annotation of a GenBank genome assembly.
AUGGAGCGUCGUAGAUUUUAUACACCUAAGGAAGUCCUGCUGCACUCUAUGCCAGAAGAUUGCUGGUUCUCGUAUCUAGGCAAAGUUUACGAUUUGACUCCACUGUGUGCUGAGUACAGAGGAGAUAUUUUACUUCAACCUCUUUUGGCCUCUGCGGGAACUGACAUAUCGCAUUGGUUUGACAGUCAAACCGGUGACGUGAGACACUAUAUAGAUCCGGAAACACAUUGCAACGUUCCGUAUACACCACACGGUCGAUUUGUGCACAUUGCACCACCCUAUCCGACAACCGAUUGGGCAAAUGACUUUGGCACACCUUGGUGGAAGAAUCAGAAAUAUUUUGUGGGCUAUCUUACAAAAAAACCGCGCCUUAUUCGGAUUAUAAAUACACUUUCAUUACAACAGCACGAGAUUGAAGUAUGCAGCGAAGAAACCAUGACCGAGAUAAUGGCACGUUAUUUGCCUUUCAACGCGCAUGCAGCUUCGUACGCGUGGAAGUACAAUGGUGAAGUGUUAGACAUGAAUAAGACAUUGGAGGAGAACGGGAUCCACGAGGAAACACAAGACAUUGAGGAUCAGUAUCCACCCCAAAUUCAUUUGUACUACAACGAUGAUCUGACUGAGGCAUAA